AGCCGUGGCUCAGUAUUACGUGUAACAUAUAGCAGGGAUAGGGGCUGGGCUAGGUAAGCUUUCAGGUACAGUCCCUCCCUUGUGCUCCCUCCCCCAUUAUAAACUGUAGGACAGUACCACCCGCUCCCAUAUAAACUGUUAGUGUUUGACUCUGGGACAGUAGCACUCGCUCACAUAUAAAGUGUGUUUGUGACUCAGGGACAGUGCUUAGGAGAGGCCAUGGCCGAUUCCCAGUUGGAGUGCCUGCGAGACGACCAUGUUAAUAAGAAAGUGACAGAGGACAUGUGCCAGUUCUACUACAGUGAGGAGCACCGACGCUGCCUGGAGGUGCUUUUUCAGCGUGGGAUCCAGGGUUACAGGGAGUACGUUAAGGAGUACAAUGUCAGGGGCUUCCUAUCCACCAAGGAAUUAAUCGACUUGAAGGAUUUUUGGAAAGAAUAUGACAUUGAGUCAGAAACCUCAAAAAAGUCAAAAGCAAAAUCCAACAAGCUGGAGCAGGAACCUCAAGAGGAAAAAGAUUCAUUGCAAUACUGGCCUGAGAAGUCUGAUACUGAAAUCCCACCCCUGGACCUUGGCUGGCCUGAAAAUGGCUUCUAUAGAGGGGUCUCCAAUAUGCUCGUUUAUACCCACCCACCCAAGGAGAAUGCUCCCACCAUCAAGGCUGUAAUUAGGGACCUCAUCCAGACAGCCAAAAAGGUUAUUGCCAUUGUUAUGGAUUACUUUACAGACCGGGAACUAUUUAGAGAUGUACUGGAUGCUGCUAGCAAGCGGAGAGUCCCUGUUUACAUGAUUCUAGGAGAAGAAGGUGUGAAACAUUUCUUGGAGAUGUGUGAAAUGAUGCAGCUAUCAAGCUUUAUGCUUCGGAAUUUACGAGUCAGAUACGUUACAGGGGUGGGAUUUUACCUGCCAUAUGGGAAGAUCAGUGGCUCCCUGACACACAAGUAUCUCAUGGUGGAUGGAGAAAAAGUGGCUUAUGGCUCAUUCAGGUUUACAUGGAGUUCAUUAAGGGUGGACCGUAGCAUUAUGACACUCCUGUCUGGAAAAUACACAGAACCAUUUGACAUUGAGUUCCGUGAGCUCUAUGCCAUCUCCGAGGAAGUCAAUCUAUACAAAGAGCUAAGCCUCCCAGACUAUCAGCCAAGUCCUAUAGGGGCCAGAGCACGUUCCUCCACUGUUGCACGCAAGCUCAUCAACCCCAAGUACUCUUUGGUGGUGGGACGGAGCCCAGCUCCUGGGGAAAUGCUACGUUUUGGUUCCCCAAAUCAUCCAGAAGCAGGAGAAGAUGGAAAAAGUGAAGGGGAAAAGAGAAUGGACAAAUUCCUGGAUGACUUAGUUUCCAUAGAGCAGGAGUCACCAGGGAUUGUGAAUUUGGUUGACCUUCCACAAUCAUUACCAAUAAAAAAAGAAACAGGAACAUUCACAGAAAACACACUCUCUCCCAAAACAAGCAAAAAAACCUUCAAAUUGUUUAGUUUUAAGAAACGCCAAAACCCUCUCUUGGGCAAUGUGGUAGAAGGUGACUUCGUUGUUUUGAAUAAACCACAAUUGGAAUCAGACAACAGUAGAAGACACAGUAAUAUAGAUCUGAUGAGUUCUGGAAAAUCCAGCCCCACUAAAAGUGAGAAGGUGAAGACCCCAGAAAAGUGCAUCAUUUCUUGAAGAGGAGACUUCUGAUGUUCUGUGAACUUUGGCUCGUCUCAAUAUUUGGAGAAUAAUAUCAAAGAGAAACUUCAAGUUACAAUUACAAACCAUUGUCUGCCAGCAUUCUUUGAUGCUACAAGAGGAUCUAUAUCUAUAACCUUUAAAAUAAACAAAAUGUAUGUUAGAUUCAUUCUGAACAUGAUUGCCCCAAUCAACCACAGCUUCCCAAUCAUCUGCAGACACAACUAAUUCAAGUGAUGAGCAAGUAAAGAAACAAGAAUACACAGGAUUUACCCAAAAGUCACACAGUUUUCCAGGAGUGUUUAAAAUGCCAGUAAGUUGGACUUAAAAUGCAUUUUCACCUUUUAGUAGGGUCGCUUUUAUGGAAUGACCACCUUUUCCAACACAUAUUGUAUUACCUUUAAAAACAGCUUUGUAACAUACUGAGAGGCCUUCUUCCCUGAAGUAUGUUUUCUCUUACUGCCAUCUAGUGGCAUCUUUACAGGUACUUGUAUCUCCAAUGGUGGAUUUUAUUGUAUGU
Xenopus laevis (African clawed frog) is the source of this 2182-nucleotide messenger RNA. It is a transcript of the gene sack1f.S, whose product is annotated as family with sequence similarity 83 member F S homeolog. The transcript has 6 exons. Bases 220 to 1659 code for a protein of 479 amino acids. Gene Ontology annotation, biological process: signal transduction. Gene Ontology annotation, cellular component: cytoplasm. NCBI's taxonomy places the organism in Eukaryota, Metazoa, Chordata, Amphibia, Anura, Pipidae. Gene Ontology annotation, molecular function: protein kinase binding. The record is from RefSeq and is a predicted model, not a curated record.